This is a messenger RNA of Sclerotinia sclerotiorum 1980 UF-70, 480 nucleotides long. RefSeq lists its product with no specific name. The coding region runs from base 1 to 480 and encodes 159 amino acids. The record is from RefSeq and is a predicted model, not a curated record. NCBI's taxonomy places the organism in Eukaryota, Fungi, Ascomycota, Leotiomycetes, Helotiales, Sclerotiniaceae. The transcript is spliced from 6 exons.
AUGGAAAGGAGAUUAAGAGAAAAACUCUUACAGAAAGAGGCAAAGGAACAUUACUUCCAUUCAACUUAUCAAAAACCACACGGCGACUUGACAUCGGGAAUGCCAAUAUUAACUGUUUUCUUGGUCAAUCUCCUUUCCAUGUUGUCAUUCGGUGUCAUACUCGGGGUAGCACUGCACUGCAGCACAAGAUCCAAACUCGGUUAUAAAGGAGAUCUAUCAAUAUACGAGACAAUUGACACGAAGAUUCCAAUUAUACAAUACCUAGGACUACUUUUAGCCCCAAGGAUUUAUUUGGCUGAGAUUAUAGAUUCUCAGACGCAUAAAGAAUGCCAUCAGUAUCAAGAAAUUUUAAAUGAUAAUUCACAAAAGUGUGUUUUGAUAACGAUAGAUAUUAUACGUCGCAAUGACGGCAAUCGUCAUGAAUGGGCAUUCACAUACCUAUCAGCGACCAGAAGUAAAAAUGCUAUUCUGAACCCGUGA